CCACAAAAAAAAAAAAAAAAAAAAUGUGCUUCUGAUAUAAACAAAACAUGUCAGCCUGCCAUCAGGUAAGAAAAAUGAACCUCCAGGGAUUGACAGCGGCCCAGAGUCCCUCUGCUUCUCUCUGUUGGGCUGGCUGGUGCUUCUCAGGGAAGUGGACUGAUUUUUAGGGCCUGAUAGGAGUUCUCCAAAAGUGGGAACUGGGCCUUCCCUAUCAGCGUGGGGCUCUCCAAGGAUGGAAACCAUGCUCCUCUCUCAGGUUGAAAGCACCUGGUGGCCCUGGGGAGUCUUGUUUCUUUCAGCACAGCUGUUCCAGGAUUCAGUGGAACUCUGCAGAAGGUGGAUGUCCUGGUAGCAGGACCUCAAUGUGGGGCAGUGAUGGAGGAAGAUGUGGCAAUCAGGGACUGCAUGUGACUGGAGACCAGAGAGACAGGACAAAGUCCCUGCUACCCCAGUCAGGUGGGACCGUCCGUGGAGCAGACACCAGGAUGCCCCAGGGGUGUGGCUGACCGGCCGUCCAGACGCAGCCCGGCCUCGGCCCGCAUGCCGCCGCCCCGCGAGGACCGCUCCCAGAGGGCCACCUGGGGCCCCGCGCUCGUGGUCUCCUGACCAACCAGGAGCCCCCAGCAGCCCGGUCCCGCCUGGCCGCCCUGAGGGCGGAAGCGCCACAAGGCGGUGGAGGGACCCUGGGGAAGGGGCUUCGCGGCUGACUGGAAACAUUUUCCCCAAGAGGUUACGCAAAAUGACCAGCUUGUUCCGCCGGAGCAGCAGCGGCGGCGGGGGCGGCACGGCCGGGGCGCGCGGGGCUGGGCCCGGGGGCGGCGCGGCCGCUGCUGCCCCGCAGGAGCUCAACAACAGCCGGCCGGCCCGCCAGGUGCGCCGCCUGGAGUUCAACCAGGCCAUGGACGACUUCAAGACCAUGUUCCCCAGCAUGGAUUACGACAUCAUCGAGUGCGUGCUGCGCGCCAACAGCGGCGCGGUGGAUGCCACCAUCGACCAGCUGCUGCAGAUGAACCUGGAGGGGGGUGGCGGCAGCGUCUGUGAGGACAGCUCCGACUCUGAGGGCAGCAUCCCCCCUGAGAUCUUGGAAAGGACUUUGGAACCUGAUAGCUCCGAUGAAGAGCCCCCGCCUGUGUACUCCCCACCAGCCUACCACAUGCACAUGUUUGACCGACCUUACCCUCUGGCUCCCCCCACGCCACCUCCCCGGAUUGAUGUCCUAGGCUCUGGACCCCCUCCAAGCCAGAGGCGCUAUCGGAACUGGAACCCACCACUGCUGGGCAACCUCCCCGAGGAUUUUCUCCGCAUCCUGCCCCAGCAGCUGGACAGCAUGCAGGGUAACCCCGGGGGCCCCAAGCCUGUGAGUGGAGAGGGAGGCCUGCCUGCCAUGGCUGGGCCUGGGCCCCGAGACCAGGAGAGCCGCUGGAAGCAGUACCUGGAGGACGAGAGGAUCGCGCUCUUCCUGCAGAACGAGGAGUUCAUGAAGGAGCUGCAGCGGAACCGCGACUUCCUCCUCGCCCUGGAGAGAGAUCGAUUGAAAUACGAGUCCCAGAAAUCCAGGUCCAGCAGUGUGGCUGUCGGAAAUGACCUCAGCUUUCCCUCUCCUGUGCCAGGAACUGGUGACGCCAACCCCGCGGUGUCUGAAGAUGCCUUAUUCAGGGACAAGCUGAAACACAUGGGAAAGUCCACUAGAAGGAAGCUGUUUGAACUUGCCCGAGCCUUCUCUGAGAAGACCAAAAUGAGGAAGUCAAAGAGAAGACACUUGUUGAAGCAUCAGUCGCUAGGGGCUGCCGCGUCCACAGCCAAUCUCCUGGAUGAUGUGGAGGGCCACACUUGCGAUGAAGACUUCCGUGGAAGGCGACAGGAGACCCCCAAGGUGGAGGAAGCUCUGCGAGAAGGACAGUAAGAGGUGCCAGCAGCUCCUCUCCGGAGAUGACGUGACCCCAUGGGGGCAGCCAGAGAGCAACACUGGCCCCCAUCUGAAGGGCCCAGCUGCAGCCAGAGAGAUGGUGCUUGAGAUCUAAGGCCUAGUGGUCUUCCGGCCACAGUCCAGCACAGUCACUGCCAUUUUCCUUGGGACUUACAGCUUCAGAGUUGCCAUCCUGCGAGAUCAGAGGAAGGAUCUGGAACUAGAGGCAGCAGCCAAUCACAGCCCCUUUCGUAGUCAAGCUUCCCUAUGGGCAAUGAGCGGAAAUGCAGGGAAAUGACCCCUCUUCUGAAAAAGAAAUCCAGAAAACUGGCAGAAAGUUAAGAGUAUGGGAAAGGGCAAGAUGACCCCUACCAGAUGCUCUGGUCUCCGCCCCCUUCCCCAUCUCUCCUGCUGCAGACUCUGCCCGCCCCCCCAGCCCCCAUUCUCUCCCUGGCCUCCUGCACCUUGGCCUCCCCCCAACCCCCUGCUGCCGACUCUCCGCACACCCCCUACCCACAGUGCCCGUGGAGAUCCCAGGGCCCUUACGAGCACCCUCUGUCAGGGCUGCCUGGCCCCUGCAGCCUCUUCUUCACCCGGCAGGGAUGGGGCGGGUGGUCACCCCAGAGCUGGAGGAGUUGGGCUAGGCAGGAUUUUUAGUUUGGCAGAGGAUAAAGCCAGUUCCGGAGUAAUGCCACAGUGUGGGCCCACAGGGACUCCUGCUCCCAGCUGGACUGGAAGUCAAGCCGACCUACAGGGUGGCAGCGGCGGGUUCUGGAGUAACCCUUGGGGAAGGUGGAGGGCGCGAGAGCAAGGAGAGGGGGCUGUCCGCUUGGGUGGGAGUGCCUGGAGCAGAAGGGCUUGCUGGGUGCCCUUUGAAGAGCGAGGUGCUCUGAGGAGGAAAACUCCUCCGACUCUACGAACACUAACCCGGCACCAACCACUGCCAAGGGCGAGGAGGCCGCUGCGCCUCUCGGCCCCGCCCUCGCCUGGGAGCGCGCGGGCCCUGCCCGAGGGCUGGGCAGCCGGCUGGGCUUGGGAGUGGGAUCGGCCCUGGCGAGGCCCCGGUGGCCCCGAGUGAGUGAGGCCGUGGUGCAGGCGAGGCGGUGACCUCACCUCGUCUGCCCCCUCUUGUCCCCGCCCCAACUCCCCAGAGCCGGGACGCGCCGCCGCCGCGGAGCGCGACCAAGUUUGGAAGCGCGCGCGGGGCUGGGGACGCUGGCCCUCCGCUGCUCCCCGCGGCCAGGCUGUGGUCGGUGGAGGGAGGGAGAGGUCCCCAAGGAGCCCCCCGGGCCUCCCGCCCGAGCUCCAGAGGGGGCCGUGGCCCCGAUCGCGCCUCCCCGGCGCAAGGCGGGGGAGCCCCAGCCUCACGUCUGUGUGUGUUGCUUUGUUAAAAUUCCCCUCCUGUGUGUGGGUUUUUUCUUGGAGCUGUUUCAUAGGAAUUCCUGUAAUAAAGACUUGGUGUUCUCUU
Molecule: messenger RNA, 3374 nt
Organism: Nycticebus coucang (slow loris)
Lineage: Eukaryota; Metazoa; Chordata; Mammalia; Primates; Lorisidae
Gene: CUEDC1
Product: CUE domain containing 1
Exons: 11
Coding region: 386-1903 (505 amino acids)
Molecular function (GO): ubiquitin binding
Source: RefSeq, a predicted model, not a curated record